AUGGCUGCUGCAGCCCAGAAAACCGGAUUCUCAUCAGCAAAAUCCUUCCUUCUCCCCAUCCUUAUGCUGCUGUGUUCCCAUUCUCUUUCCCUGGCUACUACUAAUACUCUGCGGCAAGGCGGCCCAGCUCUGAAUUCCUCCUCCGCCCUCGUCUCCCCAAACGGCCUCUUCACAUUAGCCUUCCGGGAGCUCGAAACCUCCGAAUCCAACCACAACAGCUAUUAUCUCGUAGUCCGCUACAACGACAGCAACCUCUUCCCCUGGAUAGCCAACCGCGAAUUCCCCAUCCCCGACGACUCCGGAUCCCUCACCCUAGACUCCACCGGAACCUUGACGAUCACCUACUCCGGCAGCCACGUCAUCAGGCUCUACUCCUCCACCGACAAUAAUCGAAACUUGACCGCCCUGCUCGACGACACGGGCUGCUUCUCCCUGACGGACGGCGACGGGAACUCGCUGUGGCAGAGUUUCGAUUCCCCAGCUGAUUCCUGGCUGCCGGGGAUGAAAUUGGGGGCGGUGGUCAGCGGCCGCGGUCGAAAUCGGCAGCAGCUGACGUCAAGGCUGAGCUAUUCCGUCCUAGGGGAGACAGGGGCUUUCGCGCUGGAAUGGGGCCCUUCCUCCCCUGCCGCCGACGGAAAGGAAGAGCUGGUGAUGAAACGGCGAGGCAGCGAGACGUUCUGGACAAGCGGCGAGCUUUUGGGACCCAAUCGGUUCCGGAAUCUCGACCUUCGAGGAGUAACGGCGGCGGAUUUCAAGGUUUCUCGAGUUAAAAAUCCGCCGGACGAGGACUACUUGACAUUUUCAGCUUCUCAAUUCACAAUCUUGCGGUUGCGAUUCGACGGCGAGAUCGAGUACUACCGAAGCGGGAGCGCCAUAGGGACUCUACUGGACCCACAAGUCUGCGACGGGAACUACUCGGAGAACGGGUGCCGGAGAUGGGAAGGGCCGGCGUGCCGGAGGGAGAACGGCGGCGACAAGUUCGUGAUCCGCGGGGGAAGGUUCAAGGAGAGUUUGGUGGUCCGAAAUGGCAGCCUUAGUAUCAGUGAUUGUAAAGACAAGUGUUGGAAGGAUUGUGAGUGCGUUGGGAGCGUGAUGAAUGGAAGUGGAGAUCAUAAUGAGACCGGCUGUACGCUUCUGUAUGGGGGAUUUGAGGAAGUUCCUGGGCCGACGACGGAAUACUUUCACGUCAUUGUUGGUGGAGCUAGCGGCGGAGGAAGAUUACCGUCAGACGUUGAUGGGAGAACAAGUGACCGUGGACAGAAUCACUGGAUAUGGGUUUCGGCCGCUGUAGCAGGGGCCCUGUCGAUCGUUAUUGUUUGCAUUUUCUGGUACCGGAGAAGGCAAAAACUGAGAGAGAGGGUUCUAGCAGAGUUCAUGGCAUAUGAUGAGCCCAACGAGGCAGAUAAGGUGGAAGAUGAUGGCAGUCGAGGCUCGGAUCAGUUGAAAGUUUACACAGUAGGGUCGAUCAUGACUGCUACAGGCAAUUUCUCCGUGCACAAUAAGCUUGGAGAAGGAGGUUUCGGACCUGUAUACAAGGGGAAAAUGGAUGACGGGAGAGAAGUAGCUGUGAAAAGAUUGUCAAAGAGAUCAGGCCAAGGCUUAGUUGAGUUCAAGAAUGAGCUUAUACUCAUAGCAAAGUUACAACACAUAAAUCUUGUAAGACUUCUGGGUUGUUGCAUUCACGGAGAAGAGAAGAUGUUGGUGUACGAAUAUAUGCCGAACAAGAGUUUGGAUUGGUUUCUCUUUGGUAAGUCGAAAGUAAAUGAAUCAAAGAGGUUACUAUUAGAUUGGACUAAGCGUUUCAACAUCAUCGAAGGGGUAGCUCAAGGGUUAUUGUAUCUUCACAAGUAUUCAAGAUUGAUGAUCAUACAUAGAGAUUUGAAGGUUAGCAAUAUAUUGCUAGAUGAAAAUCUGAACCCCAAGAUCUCAGAUUUUGGAAUGGCGCGCAUAUUCAAAACAAACGUGUCAGAAGCCAACACACUCAAACCCGUUGGAACAUAUGGCUAUAUGUCUCCCGAGUACGCCAUAAAAGGAACUUUCUCCACCAAAUCGGAUGUCUUUAGCUUCGGAGUCAUGCUGUUGGAGAUCGUGAGUGGCAGGAAGAACUAUGAUCUCAUUCAACUAGACCCCCCGGUCGACCUUGCAGAAUAUGCAUGGAACCUAUGGAAGGAAGGUUCGCCGUUACAGUUAAUGGAUCCCACCUUGGAGGAUUCCUGUAACUCUAAGGAUCAGAUACUCAGAUGCAUCAAUGUAGGCCUGCUAUGCAUGGAAUAUAGUGCAAUUGACAGACCUGAAAUGUCAGAGGUAAUUUCGAUGCUAACCAAUGAAGUCUCACAACUGCCCAUACCACAACAACCAGGGUUCACAAUGACAAGACUGCGAGACAAGAAGGUCAGCUCGAGCACCAGCGGCUCAGGAUUCUGGUCAAGCAAUGAAUUUACGAUAACAAAAAUCAUUGCUCGAUAACUAGAGAUACACAGAGGAAAGUCAAAGUAUAGAUUUCUCCGUCGAUUCCUGCCUAUUAUUGUCGUCAAUAGCUUUCUCUGCA
Messenger RNA from Linum tenue, 2548 nucleotides. The record is from the annotation of a GenBank genome assembly. NCBI's taxonomy places the organism in Eukaryota, Viridiplantae, Streptophyta, Magnoliopsida, Malpighiales, Linaceae.